AUGCCUAACAGAGGUCCUACUCUAAUCAACCUCCCUCCGCCUCCUUCAGACCCUGCCACGCCCAGCGAAAUGGGACCGGGCACCCCCAACUCCACAACCACGUCUCUCUCGGCAUUAUCUGUUGUCGCCAUAAAAGACGGAUCAAUCGGCCAUGGUGGCAGAGGAGCGGCCGCAUCGGCAAAUACUCUUGAAGCCGAACGAGCCGAUCGCAUCUCUCGCCUCGCCGGCCUGGAGAGAGUUGCGACAUCUCGACCUACUCCGUUAGGACACCUUGCGCCCGGCUCUGGCGCCUUCCAUGGUCAAGGCUUUGAUUAUGCGCCUCAAUUCAAAGAACGAAGUACUGUUGGGAGUGCCAGCGCAACGGGCAGCGUAGGUGGUCGAACCACUUGGGCGAGUGGUAGUGUCGAUUACGAUGCGGAUAAGAUGAGCGAAGACCCGGAUGACGGGGUUUCGAGCACCGGUGGAUUCAGUGACGAGGAUAAGGCCAGUCUGGUCGGAUUCGGUGAAGGGGCAGGCAGCACAGUCAGCGGCCCCGUCUCUACCCCUUACAACACUCGUGCCUCUAUUUCUCGACAGAGCACCAAUGUCAAUGCUCCGUGGACUCCACGAACCGGCACUCUACCGAUGUUUGGCUCUGGGCAGAGCACACCUAUGAGUGGCAUUACCCCCAGUGCUGCUGCAGGAAGCACCGACCCCAAGAUGAUGGACGGGAUGAGCUACGACCAGAAUUUCCUCGACACGACAAUGCAGCCGGCUCCACCGGUCGAUGACCACUCAACACACCCUCAUGCUAACCGAUUUUCGGGCAUGGGAACUGAGAUGGCAGAGGAAGUCAUGCGCGAUCGACUGAGAGAUCUGGAGCAGGCACAACAAUCGAUGCAGCCCGGGGAGGGGCAGACAUUGGGCAGAUUUCCCUUCGAGAAGGAAUGA
This is a messenger RNA of Fonsecaea nubica, 930 nucleotides long. RefSeq lists its product as hypothetical. The coding region runs from base 1 to 930 and encodes 309 amino acids. NCBI's taxonomy places the organism in Eukaryota, Fungi, Ascomycota, Eurotiomycetes, Chaetothyriales, Herpotrichiellaceae. The record is from RefSeq and is a predicted model, not a curated record. The transcript is spliced from 2 exons.